UACUUUCUGUCAACGUCAUGGUGAAUUCAUGUCGAUUUGGAGAAAAUCGCCGAUUUCCGUCGUUCUAGUAGAGGAAAAUCAUGAAAAAAUAACUGAAAAUUACUAAUCGUUUAAAGUUUUUGUCACCGGGCGUGCGUUGCCUCGACCAUGGCCCGGCGAUACCACGACGCAGCUGCGAAAUUGCAGCUAAAUGUCCAGAAACAUUUGAAGGGGAUGAAAGAGCUUUCUUCGUCGGAAGAUGAGGAACCGUACGAGUCCAGCGUCCUCGAGGGCGUGCUGCAGAGCUACAGGAAUGGCGGCGGCGACGCGCACAUGCUCAACCGCACGAAGAACAUGCUGGAGGAAGCGAUUAGCGGCCGCCCCGUAACAUGUCUCAUUUGCAUCGGCUCCAUCAAACGCGCCCAUCCCAUCUGGACUUGCGACCACUGCCACUCGUACUUCCAUCUCUCCUGCAUCCAGAAGUGGUCCAACGACAGCAUUAGCCUGCGUAGCGAGGAGAACCACGGACCCAUCGCGGUGUUUGUGCCCAAGAAAAUCGAGUGGUGCUGCCCUAAAUGCCGGCAGUCGUAUAGUAAAGAGGAAAUUCCUCGCAAGUAUCGCUGUUUCUGUAGCAAGACUGAUGACCCUCCAUUCCAUCCAUGGUUGAUUCCACAUUCGUGUGGAGAGGUGUGUGAAAAAAGGUUGUCAACAGGAGAUAAUUGCAAACAUAAAUGUCUGUUGAUAUGCCAUCCUGGUCCCUGUCCACCGUGCCCACAAACUGUCAAUGGAGUAUGUUUCUGUGAGAAGGAACGUAAGAGAGUUCGCUGCAGUGCAUCAAAAUGGUCUUGUGGCCAACAGUGUAAGAAAUUACUCUCAUGCAAAUCUCACAAAUGUGAAAAUGUUUGCCACGAGGAUGCGUGCGCUCCUUGUACAUAUACAAGUGUCCAGGCCUGUCUGUGUGGUGCUGAGAAGGUCAAAAGACCAUGCAAUGAUCCUCUAUGGCGCUGCCAGAAGCGUUGUAACAAACCAUUCUCAUGUGGUUACCAUAAAUGUGAAGAAAUAUGUCACUCAGGUGAUUGUGGUGACUGUCCCAAUUCUGGGAUGCGGUCAUGUCCUUGUGGAGCUAAUCAGAGAUUUGUUCAGUGCCCUGAUGUCAUGGAGACCUGUAAGGGCACCUGUGGAAAGACUAAGGAUUAUUGUGAACACACUUGCCCAGAGAAAUGCCACAAAGGCCCCUGUCCACCAUGCCAAGUGUUGAUUGAAAAAAAGUGUCAAUGCAGCACACAUGUGAGAUCAUUACCUUGCAGUAAGGAGUAUAAGUGCGAAACCAAGUGCCGAGGCAUAAGACCUUGUGGAAAACAUGGUUGUGCUCGUAAAUGUUGCAAUGGAAACUGUCCGCCAUGUGAGAAAAUCUGUGACAAGCCUCUGCAGUGUGGUCGUCAUAAAUGCACAAUGGUAUGCCAUCACGGUCCAUGCUAUCCUUGUCCCAGGGAAUCCAAAGUAACUUGCCGCUGUAAAGAGACCUAUGUAACAGUUCCGUGUGGUAGAGAGAAACACACUAAACCUCCUAAAUGCAGUCUCCUGUGCGCGCUUAAAUAUAAAUGUGGCCAUGUCGAUGAAAACAAACAUUCCUGCCAUUUUGGUGAUUGUCCUCCUUGUAAGGCAAUAUGUCAUAAGCAGUAUGAGAAUUGUGAACAUGACUGCAGAGCUGUUUGCCACGCAUUUGUUAGAGUAGUUUUUAAGCAAGUAGAGAAGCCCGCUACUCCAUGGGAAGUGCAGCCACCAAAAACUAAAGUAAUGACUCUUGAAUGUCCACCAUGUGAGAUUCCGGUUCCUAUUGUUUGCUUUGGGGAACAUGAAACAGCAGAUCAACCAUGCCAUACUGCUUUGCGCCGCCCCUGUGGUCGUGAAUGUGGCAGAGAACUUCCCUGCACCAAACACAAGUGCAAACUGCUGUGCCACUUGCACACAGCCGAUCCUAACUAUCCUAAUGUUCCUUCUUCCUGCGAACCAUGCAAUAGGGAAUGUCUAGCCCCAAGACCAGACAGGUGCAGCCAUAAAUGUGCUAGAGGUGUUUGCCAUCCAGGAGCCUGUCCUUCCUGUGAAGUCAUAGAAAAAACUCCAUGUCACUGCAAAGUUACCGAAUUAUACUUGCGAUGCCGUGAACUGAGUACAGCUACAGAAGAAAUGCUGUCAUGCAAGCAGCAGUGCCCUAAGAAUCUGGAGUGUGGGCACAGAUGCAGAAACCUGUGCCAUCCAGGCCCCUGUGCAAGUCAAGUCUGCACAAAGAAAACAAAGGUCUACUGUCCAUGCGGAAACUUGAAGAAGGAUGCUCCUUGUAAUCUUGUAAGGAGUGGUGAAGGGAAACCUUCCUGUGACUCCACUUGUGAAGAAAAACGCAUUGCAGCUGAGUUAGAAAGAGAAAAAGAAGAAAAGAGACGUAAAGAGAUUGAGGAGGAGAAAAAUCGCAAGGAGUUGGCGGAAUAUGAAUGGAAGUUGAGUGGAAAGAAGAAGAAAUAUAAAGAAAAGAAGGUUGUAGCGAAUAGGGAUGACCGGAAUCUGUUGCAAAAGUAUUGGAUUCCUAUCGUUUCGGUCUUAGUUGUUGUAAUUUCUGCUAUUUAUUUCAUAUUUUAUAUUUGAUGGGAUGGGAUUUGUUUAUUAUAAUCAGUAAGGCCAAUUUUUUUUUUAUUACCGGAUGUAAAUUGUAUUAUUUAUAAGCAUACU
Cydia amplana is the source of this 2703-nucleotide messenger RNA. Its product is annotated as NF-X1-type zinc finger protein NFXL1. The coding region runs from base 148 to 2619 and encodes 823 amino acids. The transcript has a single exon. Gene Ontology annotation, molecular function: DNA-binding transcription factor activity, RNA polymerase II-specific; RNA polymerase II transcription regulatory region sequence-specific DNA binding; zinc ion binding. Gene Ontology annotation, biological process: regulation of DNA-templated transcription. The record is from RefSeq and is a predicted model, not a curated record. NCBI's taxonomy places the organism in Eukaryota, Metazoa, Arthropoda, Insecta, Lepidoptera, Tortricidae. Gene Ontology annotation, cellular component: nucleus.